Molecule: messenger RNA, 1662 nt
Organism: Trametes versicolor FP-101664 SS1
Lineage: Eukaryota; Fungi; Basidiomycota; Agaricomycetes; Polyporales; Polyporaceae
Product: high nitrogen upregulated cytochrome P450 monooxygenase 2
Exons: 10
Coding region: 1-1662 (553 amino acids)
Molecular function (GO): heme binding; monooxygenase activity; oxidoreductase activity, acting on paired donors, with incorporation or reduction of molecular oxygen
Source: RefSeq, a predicted model, not a curated record
AUGUCUGCAGGAACUGCCCUGGCUCCGAUCGUCUUCAUGGGCCUGGUUGCGCACCAGCUUUUCAAACGACAUGAGACGUUUGAUAUUGCCUACCACAUAUCUCUUUUAUGUGGCCCGAUAUUUUUGGGCACUGCGCUGCUUUCUCCAAGCUUGCCGCUCCUGAGAGCGACAUACGUCUCCGCUGGCACCUAUCUAGCGAGCCUGAUCAUCUCCACAUUGGUCUACAGAGCUUCUCCCCUUCACCCGCUUGCGAUAUACCCGGGCCCUUUUGGAUGCAGGUUGACAAAAUUCUGGAUGGCCUCCGUCAGCUUCACUGGGCAGCAACACAAUUACAUCAAGAGCUUGCACGAUCGAUACGGGGACGUCGUCAGGAUUGGGCCGAAUGAAGUUUCCGUAAAGGACCCGUCCGUUGUGCACGCGAUGCUGGGGCCGACCGGUUUACCCCAUGGGCCAAUGUACUACGGAAAGUUACUUGUACGGAAGCCGGGGGAUAUGCCUAUGCUGGGCAUCACGGACACAGUCGAGCACCUCAGGCGACGGAGACCUUGGGCGCGUGCCUUCAGCGGCCCAGCCAUAAAGGAAUAUAAACCUAUGGUAGCUUCACGGACGCUGCAGCUUGUACAAGCUCUGCAGUCUCAGCAGGGCGAAGUCGACAUCGGCAAAUGGAUUAAUUAUUUCAGUUACGAUUUCAUGUGUGACAUGGCGUUUGGGGGAGGUUCCGAGCUCUUGCGCGAUGGCGACUUGAACAACUUCUGGGAAAUGCUGGAGAACGGACUGCCGCCAGGCACAUUCGUGGGCCAUGUCCCGUGGCUAGGCCCCUACCUCGCUCGCAUCCCCGCUCUCACAGCUGACCUCCAAAAGGUGCUCGCACAUUGUCAGAGCCUGACCGUAGGGAGAAUACAGCGCGGCGCUCAGCGCAGGGAUCUUUUUCAUUAUUUGAACAACGAAGACGAACCGGAAACGCAGCCCCCACCUCUCAAAUUGAUCGUUAACGAGGGUGUUGUCGCAAUCGUGGCGGGAUCAGACACCGUCUCAAUCACGCUCACAAGCAUCUUCUUCUGCCUUGCGACCCAUCCUGAAGCGUACAAACGUCUGGAAGAGGAGAUUGACCGCUUUUAUCCUCCCGGCCAAGAUCCAUAUAACACGGAGCACCAUCGUGAGAUGUACUACCUCACCGCCGUCAUAAAUGAGGCGCUACGCGUGUAUCCGACUGUCCCAGGUGGCGUGCAGCGAUGCGUGCCCCACGACAGCAAUGGCGUAACCCUCGGCUCCAUAUUCCUCCCACCAGGCACAUCCGCAUGGUACCACCAGCUCUCCGCCUACCACGACGCUCGCCACUUCUUCCCCAAGACAGACGUCUUCUGGCCCGAGCGCUGGCUCCUUGCCUCCGGGCGCCUGUCCUUCUCCUUCUCCUCCAACAUCGACGAGGCGACGUUCGUGCACAACGAGGCCGCGUUCGUGCCGUUCUCGUACGGCCCGAUGAACUGCGUGGGCAAGAACCUCGCGAUGCUCGAGAUGCGCGUCGUCGUGUGCGCAGUGCUGCAGAAGUUCCGGCUGCAUCUGAGGGAUGGCUGGGACCCGCGGACGUAUGGAGAGGGGCUGAAGGACUUCUUUGUGACAACACGUCCACCUGUGCCGGUGACGCUGGUACCUCGGUUCUGA